Symbiodinium pilosum is the source of this 193-nucleotide messenger RNA. NCBI's taxonomy places the organism in Eukaryota, Dinophyceae, Suessiales, Symbiodiniaceae. The record is from the annotation of a GenBank genome assembly.
AUGCAAGACAAAUGCCUUCUGGGUCGAAUCCAAGACAACAAGAUGAUCUGGCAGCCUUUGUAUCAACAUCCGCCAACCUUGUUGAAGGGCCUAGGGGAAGACAGGAUUUGCAUGGAUUUGGAGGGCGUUCGACAUGAAGGUAUUGUGGUUUACUCGGCAUCCAGCAGCAAGUUGCUUAUCAACUGGAGCGAUG